GUUAUUAUGAAGUAUUGGCAAAGGCAUUCGUCCGCCUUGUUGGCCAUCGUCCUGCAAGUGCUAUGCUUACUGCUACCUGAUCCUGGAAUGGCAAUGAGUAUGGAUCAGUUCAUGAGCUCGCUGGACAUGAUGCGAAAUGGGUGUGCACCCAAGUUCAAAGUUAGUGUUGAAGACCUCGAUCGCCUGCGCAUAGGUGAUUUUAAUUUUGAGGCAUCACACGAUAUUAUGUGCUAUACAAAAUGUAUAUCCCUAAUGGCCGGUACAGUUAAUAAAAGAGGAGAGUUCAAUGCCGCAAAGGCGCUGGCACAGCUUCCCUAUCUGGUUCCGACGGAGAUGAUGGAUAUGUCAAAGCGAUCAGUGGAGGCCUGCAGGGAUGCGCAUAAAGCAUUUAAGGAGCCCUGCGAAAGGGUUUACGAAACAGUCAAGUGCCUGGCCGCCAAUGGAGAAGGAUUAUUCAGAUGGCCUUAGGUUAAUAGAACUAGGUUGUGCAAAAGAGGAUUUUAAGAAGCCAUGGGAAUGGCAUCUUGACAACAUUAAGGUGUCUUAAA
Drosophila serrata is the source of this 548-nucleotide messenger RNA. RefSeq names its product general odorant-binding protein lush. Gene Ontology annotation, biological process: olfactory behavior; sensory perception of smell. Gene Ontology annotation, cellular component: extracellular region. Gene Ontology annotation, molecular function: dibutyl phthalate binding; odorant binding. NCBI's taxonomy places the organism in Eukaryota, Metazoa, Arthropoda, Insecta, Diptera, Drosophilidae. The record is from RefSeq and is a predicted model, not a curated record.